Culex pipiens pallens (northern house mosquito) is the source of this 2392-nucleotide messenger RNA. RefSeq names its product engulfment and cell motility protein 1-like. The record is from RefSeq and is a predicted model, not a curated record. Gene Ontology annotation, cellular component: plasma membrane. Gene Ontology annotation, biological process: actin filament organization; cell motility. NCBI's taxonomy places the organism in Eukaryota, Metazoa, Arthropoda, Insecta, Diptera, Culicidae. The transcript has a single exon. The coding region runs from base 121 to 2268 and encodes 715 amino acids.
UCAAAGCUUUUCCAAUCGCGACAGUCAUCUUUCUUGUUUUUUUUCCAUCAAAUUCGAGGUUUUCUCCGGUGAAUCCGCGUUCCGUCGUCGUCGGGAGGGUGGCCACCGAUGUGUGUGUAAAUGUUACCGAAAGCCAAGAUGCCAGCGCUCGCACGGGACAGUCACGUGGUGAAGAUUGCGGUGGAAUUCGAGUCCGGAAUCCCGCAGCUGAUUGAGUUCGACCAGCGGACCCCUUUGUCCUCGAUAAUCGAAGGUUUGUGUUCGUUCUGGGUGAUUAAUGAUUCGGAAUCGUACGCGUUGCGGUUUGCCGAUGCUAAUAAUUACGUGACGGAGAAGAACCGGCACGACGUGAAGAAUGGUUCCGUGCUGAAGAUGGUCUUUUCGCCGUCGAAAACGGCGGGGGAGAUUCUGGCCAAGCUGCAGGGAGGGAAGCUGGACGAGAUGACUAGGGUGUUGGCCGAUUUGCCGGGGCUUAGUGCGGACAUUACGUUUGCGUUGGAGUUUAUCAAAGAGCACGGGCUGAACUUGAUUAUUACGAUUAUUGAGGACACCGGAUAUCCGGUUAACAUUUUGAAGAUGGCUUUGUCCUCGUUUGUCAAGCUGAUGGACCAUGGCACGAUUUCGUGGGACAUUCUGCAGCCGUCGUUUAUAUCGCGGAACAUUUCCUUCUUGAAUGGGACCUUUAACGCGGAGAUUGUCCAGUCGGCACUUUCAAUUUUGGAGAAUAUUGUCCAGAACAGCAGCAACUUUGCGCUGGUUGAGAAGGACGUAACGCUGGAGGUGCUGCUGAAGCUGCUGCAGGACGCUCCGUCGCACAACACGAUCGCGCUGAUCAACGCUCUCUUCAUCAAGGCGGACAAUGCCAAACGGCAGAACAUUGCGGCCACUUUCAGCUGCAAACAGUAUCGCUCCAUCAUCAACAGUGUCAUCACGACCAACACCGGAGCGGAAAUCUCCCACCAGCUGUACGUGCUGCAGACGCUGACCCUGGGCCUGCUGGAGCAACGUAUGAAGACCCCGAUCGAUGCCCAGGAUCCGGACGGCCAGGAAAAGAUCAAAGAACUACGUCGAAUUGCGUUCGAAGCGGAAGGCAUCGACCCGAUUCCGGACGUGACGGCACGUCGUGCCCACGGCAGCUCGUACUCGACCUACUACAAGAAGCUGGGCUUCAAAUGUGACAUCAAUCCCGCGCAGGACUUCCUGGAGACUCCGCCAGGUGUGCUCGCGCUUGACUGUAUGGUUUACUUUGCCCGUAAUUACACCCAAAGCUACACUAAAGUGGUUCACGAAAACAGCUGCCGUGCCGACGAGCACGAGUGUCCCUUUGGCCGGACCAGCAUCGAACUGGUCAAAGUCCUGUGCGACAUCCUGCGCAUCGGCGAAUCUCCCUCCGAGCACGGCCAGGAGUUUCAUCCGAUGUUCUUCACCCACGAUCACCCGUUCGAAGAGUUCUUCUGCAUCUGCAUCGUCGUGUUGAACAAAAGCUGGAAGGACAUGCGUGCCACAACCGAAGACUUUGUCAAGGUGUUCAGCGUGGUCCGCGAGCAAAUCACGCGCAGCAUCACCGGACGACCCGCUUCCCUCGAGGACUUCCGCAACAAGAUCAACACCUUCACCUACAACACCAUCACCCAACUUCGCCAACAGGAACGAACCUCCCGCGAAGAGUGCGAGUCAACCGCGUCGGCCAUCGUCUCGCUUAAGGAAAAAAUCACCCCGGAAAUCAUGUCCCUCAUCAAGGAGCAACGCCUCGGCUAUCUCGUCGUCGGAACGCGCUUCUCCAAGUACAACGGCGGAAAGCGCGAAAGGGACAAGUACUGGUACGCCCGACUCUCCCCCAACCUCAAAGUCAUCCACUACGGCGAUUGCGACGAAAAGAACGUCCCCACCCUCGAAGAACUCAACAGCAAACUCCCCGUCAUCGACAUCCGCCAAAUGCUCGUCGGAAAGGAGUGCCCUCACAUGAAGGAAAUGCGUGCCAAAAAAUCAACCUUCCCGCUCGGAUUCUCCCUCGUCACCGAGUCCAGCGACCAGCAAACGCUCGACUUUGUCGCCCCGGACGAAACCACGUUCAACUACUGGACCGACGGAAUCAACGCCCUGCUCGGAGCGGCCAUGGUCAGUAAGCAAAAGGACGACGACUUCGAGACGCUGCUGUCGAUGGAGAUCAAGCUGCGCCUGCUGGACACGGAAGGGGUGGACAUCUCGAAGGAUCCGCCGCCGAUUCCGCCAGAGCCGGAGAAUUACGACUUUUGCUUCGACAGCUAAGGUAAUCGUGUGCAAUUUUUAAAUGUCAUUUUUUCUGUUUAUUUUGAGUAUUGUGGACCCCGCCACUGAUGAAGCCAAAGUUUAUCAAGUUUUGUGAAGAAAAUAUGCUUUUAUCAUACAUUUA